AUGGUGAAGCAAAAUCUCCCCUACGUGAUCAUCACCUUAGUGAUGACCGAACUCGCCAUUGUUUACCCAGGGGAGGCAUUGAAAUGUUAUUCAUGUAACUCGAUAGAAGAUGAAUCUUGUAUCAAGUCACCAAAUAAAGACGUAGAGUGUCCAAAUCCCACAACCACUACCACCACCGAGCCCACAACCACCACCACCACCGAGCCCACAAACACCACCACCACCGAGCCCACAAUCACCACCAAGUCCACAACCACCACCGCCACCAAGUCCACAACCACCACCGCCACCGAGCCCACAACCAACACCACCGAGCCCACAACCAACACCACCGAGCCCACAACCACCACCGCCACCGAGCCCACAACCAACACCACCGAGCCCACAACCAACACCACCGAGCCCACACCCACCACCACCACCGAGCCCACAACCACCACCACCGAGCCCACAACCACCACCACCGAGCCCACAACCACCACCACCGAGCCCACAACAACCACCACCACCGAGCCUACAACCACCACCACCACCGAGCCCACAACCACCACCACCGAGCCCGCAACCACCACCACCACCGAGCCCACAACCACCACCACCGAGCCCGCAACCACCACCACCACCGAGCCUACAACCACCACCACCACCGAGCCCACAACCACCACCACCGAGCCCACAACCACCACCGCCACCAAGUCCACAACCACCACCGCCACCAAGCCCACAACCACCACCGCCACCAAGCCCACAACCACCACCGCCACCAAGUCCACAAUCACCACUAAGAAUGAUUCAGACAAGGGGGAUGAAGGGGAAAAACAGAGUGAAGAAAACAAUCAGUUUGCAAGAAAAAUUUCAUCGGGUAGAAAACAUUUAUCGAGCUUUAAUAGAGUACGCAGAAGCAUACUUUCUGGUAAACCGAGAACGUAUGCUGAUGAAAUAACAUCGACUUGUAUCACAAUUGAAAGCAAAAUUGGUGACCACGAUGUUAUCGUGCGUGGAUGUGCUCCUUCCAACUUCCAGUGCGAGGAAAAUAUGAAGUGUAAAAUGUGCACCGAGAAUCUUUGUAACAACGCCAAUACAGUGUCGAUCAGCAUGGUAACUUUGGGAUACCUGAUGCUGUCAUGGGCGACUUUGUCCGCUCUUAAAGAUUUUUAGUAGCUCUUGAACUUGUAACAUUUGAUUUAAAAAAAAACAUGCACAUAUCCAUUCUUUUAUAACUGACAACAUUAUUUCGGUACGAGUACGGAUACGUUAAAUAAAAUUUUUAUAGAUAUAUAAAAGUAUGUCUUUUUGAAAUUAUUAAGCAGAUUGGUAAGUCAAAAGUGACGCGAGAAUUUACGCGGCCUGUAGCGGUUAUUACUGUAUAUGUAACAUGGGAAAAAAUGGAGCAAACACUACCCGUGAAAAUAAAAACGUAAGAUAUUAUAUAUUUUACCAAUAAAAUACGAAAUUAAAAUAAGCACUUUUCUCAUUACGUGCUAUAAUUUCCCUACAAAAUAAUCUAGUAUAUUAUAUAUUUUAUUUGUGUGUUUAGCCAUCCUGGACACUUAGAAAGAGUGUCCCGAUCACACAAUUUAGAGAAAUUAGAAGCAGCAUGCGACGCUAUACUUAAGUUACGACGGUAAUUAUUGUAAAAGAAUGGGAUUUGAUUAAUUGCGUUUUAGUUGAAAGGAAUACUUGUUGAGAAAGUGUCAUCUUGACAACAAGAAUGUUACGGGGUUUCAACGUAAUUAAAACAACAUCCUUCAGUGACAAACAUUACGUGCGAUCGUUCAAUUAAGUUCUUUAUUAAAAAUGAUUACUUCCCAUAUCUUGAGUGUUACUAGGAAAAUAAAAUAUCGCCCGAUCUAUGUGUUCACCUUGAUCAAGGACUGUUAUAACGAUUUUAAUUAAGUCGCGUAGUAUUCUUUCGUCGUGAUUACGAAGGUCGCGUGACCACCGGCACGCACGUCAAAGCAGAACGAUUUUUUAUUACUUAAUA
Molecule: messenger RNA, 1984 nt
Organism: Harpegnathos saltator (Jerdon's jumping ant)
Lineage: Eukaryota; Metazoa; Arthropoda; Insecta; Hymenoptera; Formicidae
Product: mucin-5AC
Exons: 6
Coding region: 1-1158 (385 amino acids)
Source: RefSeq, a predicted model, not a curated record